Molecule: messenger RNA, 1545 nt
Organism: Penicillium cosmopolitanum
Lineage: Eukaryota; Fungi; Ascomycota; Eurotiomycetes; Eurotiales; Aspergillaceae
Exons: 8
Coding region: 1-1545 (514 amino acids)
Source: RefSeq, a predicted model, not a curated record
AUGGUGCAAUUCUGGAAGCCAAUUGGCUCAGUCGCUUUACUAGCGACAUGUCUCCCUGCUGUUUGGUCUCAGAGGUGCUCUGAUCAUCCUGACAAGCACAUUGGGGCCACGGUCAAGACAACAAGCGGCUCAAUCGCCGGUCACGCUGCUCAGCGCAAGCUUGGAGUCUCUGAAUAUUUGGGCAUUCCCUAUGCUGCCGCGCCUGUGGGAGACCUUCGAUUUGCCGCCCCGGUGGCCUACGAAUCCAAUGGCGCUAUAAUCCGAGCAGAUUCCUAUAGCCUGGACUGCCCUGCGAAUAGCGCACAACCUCCGGACUACCCUGGAUUUACCCCACAGGCCAAGCAGAUCAUGAGGGAUUUCACGACCGGUAACGAGCAGGACGAGGAUUGUUUGUAUAUGAACAUCUGGACAAGACCUACCGUGUCGGACCGCAAGCCAGUCUUGAUGUUCAUCCACGGUGGACGUUUCACGAUUGGCGGUGCCCACAGUGCAUACUAUGAUGGACAAGGAUUAGCCGACCAUCAAGAUGUGGUCGUCGUGACUUUCAACUAUCGACUCAACAUCUUCGGCUUUUCCGGAGCACCGGGUCUUCCUCAAAAUGUGGCCCUUCUCGAUCAGCGCAUGGCUGUUGAAUGGGUGCACCAGAAUAUUGCUGGUUUUGGUGGAGAUCCUGAUCGUAUCACCAUAUUUGGUCAGUCCGCAGGCGGUGCUUCGGUCGACUACUACUCCUACGCCUGGAAGGCCAAGCCCCUUGUUGCUGGCCUGAUCUCUCACUUCCGGAACAGCUCUGAGCUUCAGACUCUGGACUGUGGUAACGCUGACAGCGAAUCUAACGAAGUUGUUAAGUGCUUGCGCAAAAAAUCGUGGGAAGAAGUAGUGAAGGCUACUGCUAAGGUACCAUUCGCGCCGUCGCCUGCUCUUCCCCAGCCUGUCUUCCACCCGACUGUCGACAACAUCACUGUUUUCAGCGACUACCCAAGCCGAUCUCGCAGUGGCGAGUUCGCUUCCAUCCCUUAUCUGGCAAAUAGCAAUGACUACGAGCCCGGAUUCUACCAUAUCAGUGCGUUCGCCAAUAAUAUUUCCCUGAGUGAUUCUGCAUGGGACAGAUUCAAUCUAGCAGGAUUCACUUGCGCAAGCAAGAAUGCAGUGGAAGAUCGCAUGGCCUAUGCCGUUCCCGCCUGGCAAUCUCGCUAUUUCGGUGACUGGGACAGUCAGCGCCUUUACUCUGGCAGCGGGGCCUAUCACGGAAGUGAUAUUCCCAUGCUUUUUGGAAGUGGCGAAGAGGUGACUGGAAUCCCGAACAGCGAGGCACAAGACGAGUACUCUCGGUACAUGGGUGCUGUCUGGGUGGCUUUCGCCAGUGACCCCCGCCACGGAUUGGAGAACAUUGGCUGGCCUGCAUUUGAUCCGUCCAAACCAAAGAGAACUCUUGUCGGCCUGGGAUACAAGAAUGGAACCCUUGCGAAUUUCCUGGACCCAGCUGAGUUCGAGAAGGGAUGUGCUGCUUUGCAUGGAAGUAGCCUUCCUGGCAAGGGUGGAUUUUAA